AUAUCCUAGUCCCCUUCGAAUUGUCUCCUGUACUUAAACCCAACCCCCAGCCCCCCUCCCCCUUCUCUCUCUCUCGCUCUCCAUCCCCACCUUCGUUUCCCUGUCGCGACUCCGCCAACCAAGAGGGAUUGAGAAGCGAUCACCCACUUCGAAGCUGGGAGAAAUAAUGGCAGCUUCAACAGUAUGCCUGACUACAAGACCAAGAUUUACAAAGGAGAUUUUUGGAAGUCAUCUCACUUGUUCGGCAGGCCUUCCUUCACUCUCUGUUUUAUCUAAGCGAAUCUCCAUUUCUGCCUCUUUGGACCAGAAGCAGCGUGAAGGAAGAAGAGGAUUUCUUAAGUUGCUCCUUGGAAAUGUUGGAUUAAGCUUGACUACCAUAGUAGGUGCAAGGAAAGCUUAUGCUGAUGACCAAGGUGUAUCAUCUUCAAGAAUGUCAUACUCGAGGUUCUUAGAGUAUCUAGACAAGGAUAGGGUGAAAAAAGUUGACUUGUUUGAGAAUGGAACUAUUGCAAUUGUAGAGGCUGUUUCUCCUGAGCUUGGUAAUCGGAUCCAGAGAGUCCGUGUGCAACUUCCGGGUCUCAGUCAGGAGCUUCUUCAGAAAUUGCGAGAGAAGAGCAUUGACUUUGCAGCACAUAAUGCUCAGGAGGACUCUGGAUCUCUUUUGUUCAAUUUGAUUGGGAACUUAGCUUUCCCCCUUAUCCUUAUAGGAGGCUUGUUUCUUUUGUCAAGACGGUCAUCAGGUGGACUCGGUGGACCCGGAGGCCCUGGCUUUCCCCUUGCCUUUGGCCAAUCAAAAGCCAAGUUCCAGAUGGAACCUAACACAGGGGUCACUUUUGAUGAUGUUGCUGGAGUAGAUGAAGCAAAACAAGACUUCAUGGAAGUAGUCGAGUUCCUGAAAAAGCCAGAAAGAUUUACUGCAGUGGGUGCCCGUAUCCCUAAAGGUGUCCUUCUUGUUGGUCCUCCAGGAACUGGGAAGACCUUGCUUGCUAAGGCAAUUGCUGGUGAGGCAGGUGUCCCAUUUUUCUCAAUUUCCGGAUCUGAAUUUGUAGAAAUGUUUGUUGGUGUUGGUGCUUCUCGAGUUCGUGAUCUUUUCAAGAAGGCCAAAGAGAAUGCUCCUUGCAUUGUGUUUGUUGAUGAGAUUGAUGCUGUUGGAAGGCAAAGAGGAACAGGAAUCGGAGGAGGAAAUGAUGAAAGGGAACAGACUCUUAAUCAGCUUUUGACCGAGAUGGAUGGCUUUGAAGGCAAUACAGGUAUAAUUGUGAUCGCAGCAACCAACCGCGCAGACAUUCUAGAUUCUGCUUUGCUUCGACCUGGGCGAUUUGACAGACAGGUUACAGUAGAUAUUCCAGAUAUUAGGGGACGCACAGAAAUACUGAAAGUGCAUGCUGGCAAUAAAAAGUUUGAGAGUGAUGUUUCACUUGAUGUUAUAGCAAUGAGGACUCCUGGUUUUAGCGGAGCAGAUCUUGCAAAUCUUUUGAAUGAAGCAGCCAUACUGGCUGGGCGCCGUGGUAAGACAGCAAUAUCAUCGAAAGAGAUAGAUGAUUCUAUUGACAGGAUUGUGGCUGGAAUGGAGGGAACAGUAAUGACAGAUGGAAAAAGCAAAAGUCUGGUUGCAUAUCAUGAAGUCGGACAUGCAAUUUGCGGAACAUUAAUUCCAGGACAUGAUCCUGUGCAAAAGGUCACCCUCAUUCCACGUGGCCAAGCACGUGGACUGACAUGGUUCAUCCCCAUGGAUGAUCCUACGUUGAUUUCAAAGCAACAACUUUUUGCAAGAAUUGUUGGUGGCCUUGGAGGUAGAGCUGCUGAGGAGGUUAUCUUCGGGGAAUCUGAGGUGACCACUGGUGCAGCUGGUGACCUGCAGCAGAUUACUGGCUUGGCCAAACAGAUGGUGGUGACAUUUGGUAUGUCUGAUAUCGGUCCAUGGUCACUAAUGGAUUCAUCAGCACAAAGUGGUGAUGUUAUUAUGAGAAUGAUGGCCAGAAACUCAAUGUCUGAGAAACUUGCUGAAGACAUAGAUGCUGCUGUGAAGCAGAUCUCAGACAAGGCGUAUGAGAUUGCGCUGAGUCACAUUAGAAACAACCGGGAAGCCAUGGAUAAGAUUGUCGAGGUACUCCUAGAGAAGGAAACAAUGACUGGUGAUGAAUUCCGAGCAAUUCUUUCAGAGUUUGUGGAGAUUCCUGUCGAGAACAGGGUUCCUCCAGCCAGACCAGCUGCUGUCCUGGCUUAACAUCUUCUUGUCAUCAACUCUUUUAUGUGCGAAGCCCUUCAUGGGUGAGCAUGUCAUGUACAAUCUGUAUAACCUCCUGUUGAUCCACAGCAGUUGAAUUAUAGCUGACUGUGAUAUCUUCAAACAAUCUUUGCUGUUCUUUUGAAACAAUUUUCACAACAGUUGAGGUUGCCACAGAAUAUUAAUCAAGGUGUAGUGUUAUGUACAAUCUAAUAUAACAUGUUUAAUCAUUACUGAA
Messenger RNA from Musa acuminata AAA Group (dessert banana), 2465 nucleotides. Its product is annotated as ATP-dependent zinc metalloprotease FTSH 2, chloroplastic. The transcript is spliced from 5 exons. The coding region runs from base 167 to 2227 and encodes 686 amino acids. Gene Ontology annotation, cellular component: membrane. Gene Ontology annotation, molecular function: zinc ion binding; metalloendopeptidase activity; ATP hydrolysis activity. Gene Ontology annotation, biological process: proteolysis. The record is from RefSeq and is a predicted model, not a curated record. Lineage: Eukaryota; Viridiplantae; Streptophyta; Magnoliopsida; Zingiberales; Musaceae.